Molecule: messenger RNA, 1224 nt
Organism: Cryphonectria parasitica EP155
Lineage: Eukaryota; Fungi; Ascomycota; Sordariomycetes; Diaporthales; Cryphonectriaceae
Exons: 1
Coding region: 1-1224 (407 amino acids)
Source: RefSeq, a predicted model, not a curated record
AUGUCUACCUCGGCGCAGGUAUCACGAACAGGUGGCAUGUCGAGCAUAACCGCUCAAGAAGCUCUCGACGAGCUCAGUCUCCUGAACAACUUUGAACUCGUCAGGCUACUCGAGGCCUGGAUCAAAGGCGCCAUCAGUUUCGCAAGGACUCAAGGCUACGAGUUCUACCCCAACGUCUGUGCCCUAGAGGCCCUCAAAGAAUACCGACAGCAUAGUUCUUGGUAUUCCAACUAUCCUUGGAACCAGUUGCCCAGCAAUCGACACCUCGCCGCGAUGAGCAAACUUGUGCACAAUGUUUGCACCGGCCACAGCAUCACCGAGUCGCACCAGGUGCGUGGCAACGCCGUUGAAGGCGAAGCUCUAGCAGUUCCUGGUGGCUUACGUCCCAACGUUGAGAGUGAUCUGGAGGUGGAGGGCAACGAUGAGAAGACAGAAGGUGGCGACGAACAAUCCGAAAACGACAAUCAGUAUUUGGGCGUAGAUGAGAACAUCGGUGUUCACAAAGAAGAGUAUGGUCAGAUGGAGUCUGAGGACGAGGACGAGGACACCGACGACACUGACGACACUAUCCCCGCUGUCGCACCAUUACCGCCCCUCUCGUGCCGCUUCUCACAUUUCAACCCAGUGUUCAGCUCUGAAAGUCCCUUCCGCCGCGCUCCUAGAGUUCAGCAGAAUACACUGUUGCACACCGCCAACACUUCUUCAUCUCAAUCGUCAGACCAUGCCAUCAACACCACCCGUGAUGGUAGCAAAGGCAAGGGUAAAGCCAAGGCAAAGGCCACGAGCAAGGCCAAAAGCAAGGGCAAGACCACACGUAGCCACUCCACCACCGUUGACGAUCCUUCCUUCCCCAGCCGCCAGACUCGCGCCCAAUACCGCCAUGCUGCAAGUAGUACUUCCGAUCCCCACCCCAAGCACCGAGUCCAGAAAAAGAAGCCAACUGGGCCUGGCCAUACUCUCAAGACCGACGCCAAGACAGGCGAGCAGUACGACGCGUGGUCCUUUGAGCGGAUACUGGAUUCUCGCUGGACUCGCGCGGGCGGCAAACGAGGCCGCCGCCGGGACAUUGAGUAUAAGAUCAAGUGGACGUAUGGCAAGUGGACGUGGCAGCCUAGUCUGGACCUGCAGGACAACCCUAAGGAUAUCGCCGAGUUUCACAAGGCGUUUCCGGCAAAGCCAGGCCCUCCUCUUUGGUUUCGGCGUGCAAUGGGUCAGCGCAAGUAG